This is a messenger RNA of Aspergillus caelatus, 1799 nucleotides long. Its product is annotated as transmembrane amino acid transporter protein-domain-containing protein. Gene Ontology annotation, molecular function: amino acid transmembrane transporter activity. Gene Ontology annotation, biological process: amino acid transmembrane transport. The record is from RefSeq and is a predicted model, not a curated record. Gene Ontology annotation, cellular component: vacuolar membrane. The transcript is spliced from 2 exons. NCBI's taxonomy places the organism in Eukaryota, Fungi, Ascomycota, Eurotiomycetes, Eurotiales, Aspergillaceae. Bases 1 to 1416 code for a protein of 471 amino acids.
AUGAGCUGCCCGAGAGAAAUAGUUGACGCCAAUCCAGGCAAUGACGGUGGUGUGGGCAAGAUGGACACCCCCAAACCCAAUGGUUGGUCUCCAGAUAACAAGAUGCUGCCCGACGCGCUGGACGACGGAGAGCAGCAGAUUAUCGAGGCCGGUGAGGCCAAAUACCAUCGUCUGGGUUGGAAACGCCUCACAAUCAUGCUAAUUAUCGAGGCCAUCGGUCUGGGAUCGCUCUCGAUUCCGUCCGCUUUUGCAUCCUUGGGAAUGGUUGCAGGGGUGAUCUGCUGUGUUGGCAUUGGACUAAUUGCCAUCUAUACAUCCUGGAUUAUCGGAAAGGUGAAACUCGCCUUUCCUGGCGUCCGACACUAUGGCGACGCCGGUGGUUUAUUAAUGGGCCGUGUGGGCAAUGAACUCUUCACCUUUAUGUUAAUCCUGCAGCUUGUUUUUCUCACUGGGUCAAACUGCUUGACGGGUACGAUUGCAUGGCGCCAUAUCACCGACAGCAACAAUGUCUGCUCGGUGGUCUUCAGCGUUGUCUCUGCUAUUAUUCUUUUGUUACUAUCCAUCCCGUCGUCUUUUGCCGAUAUGGCUUGGUUGGGCUACAUUGAUUUUGUAUCAAUCGUGGCGGCAAUCGGCAUCACCAUUAUAUCAACCGGUAUCAAAGGCACCCAGUCGGGACUUUCUCGAGUUGAUUGGUCGGCCCUACCACAAGGUGACCCGAGCUUUUCGGAUGGUUUCAUUGCAAUUAGCAACAUUGUGUUUGCCUACACAUUCGCCAGCUGCUUGUUUUCUUUCAUGGACGAGAUGCACACCCCCAAAGACUUCACCAAAUCGAUCUGGACCCUUGGUAUCCUCCAGAUAGUAAUUUAUACAGUUACCGGAGCGACCAUCUACGCCUUUGUCGGCAAAGAGGUCCAAUCGCCUGCGCUGCUCUCAGCCGGCUCACUUGUGAGCAAGGUCGCCUUUGGUAUAGCCCUACCAGUCAUCUUCAUUUCUGGUGCGAUUGGUACGAUUGUUGCGGGGCGUUUAAUUCACGGUCGUAUCUACGAAAACAGUGUGACCCGUUAUGUUAAUACAACCAAGGGCUGGAUUACCUGGUUGACUCUAAUCACGAUUCUCACGAUCCUAGCUUGGGUAAUUGCAGAGGCUGUUCCUUUCUUUGAUGAUUUGCUUUCGAUCACAUCGGCAUUGUUCACCUCGGGGUUCUCGUUCUAUCUCCCCCCAGUCAUGUGGUUCUUCCUCCUCCGCAAGGGCAGCUGGUACUCUCGGGAAAACCUUCUUCUCAGCAUCGUCAACCUCUUGGUCUUCAUCUUCGGUCUCGUCGUGUUGGUUGGAGGCCUUUAUUCCAGUAUCGAGGAUAUAAGAAACAAUUAUCGCACUGGCAACGUCCACAGCCCGUUCACUUGUGGUGCGGUCUAGUGGCACCUUUCUCUCGAAUUUUCCUUUAUCCAUCCAAGACCCAAGACCCGAGUAGUCCUUUCCUAAAUGGACAGCUGAAUAGCAAACAAUGUGUGCGCAGAUACACCAUUGGACACUUAAUGUACAUAGACCGCCAUGACCAGCAUAUAAUCUUCCAUUGACGCAUUAUCCCUUGAACAAUCUUUCACAACCCACCAUCCCAGGCUAAUAUGGGCUGAUUCCCACGUUCUCGAUGCAAAAUCUUGUCUUUAAAGCAGCCAAUCUCUAAACUCAAGACUUAACACCAUUCGGCUCAACAUGACAAUUCAUGAGCGAUUUUCGCAAUGCAUGUUGCCUCCACGUGCUGUUUACCGUUCUCAUUUCGACAGGCAUCCAAGGAUAUC